This is a messenger RNA of Osmerus eperlanus (European smelt), 2576 nucleotides long. RefSeq names its product interleukin 17 receptor D (gene il17rd). The record is from RefSeq and is a predicted model, not a curated record. Gene Ontology annotation, molecular function: protein binding; interleukin-17 receptor activity. The coding region runs from base 213 to 2543 and encodes 776 amino acids. The transcript has 14 exons. NCBI's taxonomy places the organism in Eukaryota, Metazoa, Chordata, Actinopteri, Osmeriformes, Osmeridae.
CUUUCUGGCGGAUGCAGGAGGAAAACAGCUGAUAUGCUGCCAUUGUUGCUGCAACUUAUCAAACUCUGAGGGACGUACUUGUGUAUCCAAGUGGGCUGCGCUACGGGUAUAGGUCUAGAGCCCCACCUUGCGGGAAGUCAGUCUCUUCGAUAACAUCUGAAGCUUCUUGAUCCAGAGUCGUGAUCAGAUGGUCUUGAUGGACUAGAGCGGGGAUGGCUGCGCGAGCGAGACUAUUUUACCUACUUACAACUUUAUACCUUUUCUUUAACAACUUUUCUGCGUCGCCAGCUACUGGCACCAAGACAGAAACCUCGGAAAAAUGCAACUAUAAGGUGCUCCAGUCCAGCUCUGACGAGAGUGGCCGCAGGCUCGGGAUCACGCUCCGCAAUGACAACUGCUCCCUGAACUGGAACCCGCUGGGGAAACACGCCAUCCAUGAGGUGACCAACGUGACCUUCAGCCACUUGGCCUGUGACAGCCAGGCUGCUGUGGUGGUUCACUGGAUGCCCAGUCCCCUAGGUAUCGAACACAUCAAGGGGUUCAGGGUGUACCUGGAGGACAAGAACCCAGAGGGGAAGCAGUGUCAACACAUGAUCCUCAAAGAGCCACGCCAGCUAAACUUCUCCUACAAGAACGUGAGGCUGAGCUCGCAGCCCUUUCCUGGCCUGGCCUUUGAGACGGACUACAUGGUCCGGGUCGUGCCCUUCCCCACCUUCAUGAACGAUAGCUUCUUUCCCCCAUCCUUCCUCAGGACCAACUCCUGCGAGGUGCUUCUGGGACCAGACAACCUUGUAUGCAAACCAUUCUGGAAGCCUAAGAGCCUCAACAUCUCCCAGCUUGGCUCCAGUCUGCACGUGGCGUUUGACCCUGCCCCCUCCACCUUUGGCUUCAGCAUCUACUACCUGUACUACAAGCUCCGCCAGGAAGGCCCCUUCAGGUUGAAACGCUGCAAACCGGAAUUCACUUUGCCUAAAACAACGUGUGUCCUCCAAGAUGUAAUACCAGGGACUUAUGCAAUAGAGCUGAGAGAUGACAGCAACAACACCAGGAGACAGGCUCAGUACCAUGUCAGCCAAGUCCACUCCCCGUGGGCGGGGCCUAUCCGAGCCAUGGCCAUCACUGUCCCUCUGGUGGUCAUGUCGGCCUUCGCCACACUCUUCACUGUCAUGUGUCGCAAGAAGCAACAAGAGAACAUUUACUCCCACCUGGACGAGGAGAGCUCCGAGUCGUCCUCUCACGUCACGGCGCUGAACGCCGACCGACCCCGACCCAGACCCAAGGUGUUCGUCUGCUACUCCUCCAAGGACUGCCCCAAACACCAGGCCGUCAUCCAGAGCUUCGCCUUCUUCCUCCAGGACUUCUGUGGUUGUGAGGUGGUGCUGGACCUGUGGGAGCACCUGGAGAUCUGUAAGGAGGGCCAGAUGUCGUGGCUGAGCCGGCAGAUAGACGAGGCUCACUGCAUCAUCACUGUCUGCUCCAGGGGCCUGAAGCACUAUGUGGAGAAGAGGAGCCGUAAGGGCAAGGCCCCGGCUAGCCGAGCGGCCUCCGGCAGCACCGGUUCCCCGGGCGUGGCUGGCUCCGGCGGCGCCGAGCUCUUCAUCGUGGCCGUGGCCAUGAUCGCAGAGAAGCUGCGCGAGGCCUGCCAGAGCUCCCAGGACCUGUCUCGCUUCAUGGCGGUGUACUUCGACUACUCCCAGGAGAGCGACGUGCCCACGCUCCUCGGCCUGGCGCCCAGGUACAAGCUGAUGGACCAGCUGCCCCAGAUGUUCUCCCGCCUCCACUCCCGCCAGCCCGGCCCGGCCGAGCACGAGCCGCAGCCCCUCAACGUCUCCAAGAGGAACUACUUCCGGAGCAAGUCGGGCCGCUCGCUCUACGUGGCCAUCUGCAACAUGCACCAGCACGUGGCCACCGAGCCCGACUGGUUCGAGAGGCGGCUGAUGCCGGCGCCGCUCCCCGCUCCCCCUCUCCCGCCCCAGAGCCUCCGCACAGCCUCCACCUCCGACUCCGUGUGCAGCUCGGCCACUCCUCCCCUGGAGAAGUUUGACUCGGGGCUGGUGCUCAACGAGGUGGUCUUCAAGUCUCCUUCGGAGGGCGAGGGGACCCUGAGGAGGAAUGUUCUGGUGCUGCCCCCCAGCCUCAGCCUGGGACACUGCUCCCUGCCCGGGCCCAGCUCCUGCCAGGCCCAUGGGGAGACCUCCGGGGCUGGGGGCCCCUCCUCGCAUGGUGGCUACCCGCCCCUUAGAACCUCUCCCCAGGGGGACGGCUCUGCCAGCCCCCCUGAGAUGCCCCGGGACUCGGGCAUCUACGACUCGUCCGUGCCGUCAUCAGAGCUGUCCAUCCCCCUGAUGGAAGGGCUGUCCCCAGACCAAGCUGACACCUCCUCCCUGGCCGACAGCGAAUCCUCCUCCUCGGGACUGGGAGACGAAGAGCCCCCUGCUGUUGGUUCCCUGCAUUGCAGCGUCCCCACCGUGUGUAAAGCCGCACUGCACCCCCACCACCACCCAGAGCAGAGUGAAGGACUGACUCCUGUAGCACCCUUUUAGUGGGCCCUCCCCCCCCUACACCUCCCCCCCUAC